This is a messenger RNA of Epinephelus moara (kelp grouper), 2306 nucleotides long. Its product is annotated as scavenger receptor cysteine-rich type 1 protein M130-like. Gene Ontology annotation, cellular component: membrane. Lineage: Eukaryota; Metazoa; Chordata; Actinopteri; Perciformes; Serranidae. Bases 45 to 2306 code for a protein of 753 amino acids. The record is from RefSeq and is a predicted model, not a curated record. The transcript has 11 exons.
CACAGGAAGAAAGACGGACGGGCAGAGAGACGGCCCACCUGAACAUGGAUCACCUGUCGGUGCUGGUGCUGGUGCUGUGGAGCUCAGGACUCCAGGCUGAAGGAGAACACAACUCAACAGAGCCUGGUGAUGUCAGAUUGGUGGGAGGAGACAGUCGCUGUGCAGGAAUACUGGAGCUGAAACUAGAGGGAGAAUGGAGACCAGUGACUGAUGCUCCACAGUUGUCCCGGGGAGAACCAAUGUCCUAUCCCUGGACCCUGAAGGAAGCAACAGACUCUGUCAGGCUGGUGGAUGGGACCAGUCUGUGCUCAGGCAGACUGGAGGUGAAGUCUAACCAGAGGUGGUCCUCAGUGUGUGAAGCUGACUUUGACCAGCAGGAUGCAGAGGUGGUCUGCAGGGAGCUUGGCUGUGGGGCUCCUUCAGUCCUCCAGGGGGCACUCUAUGGAGAAGUGGAGGCUCCAAUGUGGACCAAAGAGUUCCAGUGUGGAGGCCAUGAGUCUGCUCUCCUGGACUGUAGAAGCUCAGGCUCAGAUAGAAGCACCUGCUCACCUGGCAAAGCUGUUGGACUCACCUGCUCAGAGCCUGUCAGGUUGGUGGCAGGAGACAGUCACUGUGCAGGAACACUGGAGAUCAAACGUGAGGGAGAAUGGAGACUAGUGGAGGGCUUUUACUCUGACUGGACCCUGAAGACAGCAGGUGCUGCCUGCAGAGAUCUGGACUGUGGCUCUGCUGUUUCUGUAGGACGGAGAAAGGAGUCCUCAGACAGACCUGUGUGGAGGAUCAGGUCUGAAUGUGUUCACUCUGGAUCUGCUCUGAGGGAGUACUCUGUCAGGCUGGUGGAUGGGACCAGUCUGUGCUCAGGCAGACUGGAGGUGAAGUCUAACCAGAGGUGGUCCUCAGUGUGUGAAGCUGACUUUGACCAGCAGGAUGCAGAGGUGGUCUGUAGGGAGCUUGGCUGUGGGGCUCCUUCAGUCCUCCAGGGGGCGCUCUAUGGAGAAGUGGAGGCUCCAAUGUGGACCAAAGAGUUCCAGUGUGGAGGCCAUGAGUCUGCUCUCCUGGACUGUAGAAGCUCAGGCUCAGAUAGAAACACCUGCUCACCUGGCAAAGCUGUUGGACUCACCUGCUCAGAGUCUGUCAGGUUGGUGGGAGGAGACAGUCGCUGUGCAGGAACACUGGAGGUCAAACAGGGAGAAUGGAGACCAGUGAAUGGCUAUUACUCUGACUGGACCAUGAAGACAGCAGGUGUUGUCUGCAGAGAUCUGGACUGUGGCUCUGCUGUUUCUGUAGGAGAGAGAGAGGAGUCCUCAGACAGACCUGUGUGGGGGAUCGACUCUGACUGUGUUCACUCUGGAUCUGCUCUGAGGGAGUGUGCAACAUCAUCUUCCUCUUCCUCCAUCCUGAAUCUCACCAAUGGCAGCAGACUGUCUCCAGCAGCCAUGAUGGAGUCUGAUGAGCUGCUGCCUCAGAGUCCCCUGGGCCAACCACCAACCAGCCUGAAAGGACUCCUUCUUCAGCUUGACAGCUUUCUGAGCCACUGGUUUCCAGCAGCAGGUUCUUUGGUUGCCACCAUAACAGGCACCAAUGACCUACUGGACACAACUUUGAUCAGCUCAGCUCAGCCGGGGGCUCACUCUGUCAGGCUGGUGGAUGGGACCAGUCUGUGCUCAGGCAGACUGGAGGUGAAGUCUAACCAGAGGUGGUCCUCAGUGUGUGAAGCUGACUUUGACCAGCAGGAUGCAGAGGUGGUCUGUAGGGAGCUUGGCUGUGGGGCUCCUUCAGUCCUCCAGGGGGCGCUCUAUGGAGAAGUGGAGGCUCCAAUGUGGACCAAAGAGUUCCAGUGUGGAGGCCAUGAGUCUGCUCUCCUGGACUGUAGAAGCUCAGGCUCAGAUAGAAACACCUGCUCACCUGGCAAAGCUGUUGGACUCACCUGCUCAGAGUCUGUCAGGUGGGUGGGAGGAGACAGUCACUGUGCAGGAACACUGGAGGUCAAACAUCAGGGAGAAUGGAGACUAGUGGAGGGCUAUUACUCUGACUGGACCCUGAAGACAGCAGGUGCUGCCUGCAGAGAUCUGGGCUGUGGCUCUGCUGUUUCUGUAGGAGAGAGAGAGGAGUCCUCACACAGACCUGUGUGGGGGAUCGACUCUGACUGUGUUCACUCUGGAUCUGCUCUGAGGAAGUGCGCAACAUCAUCUUCCUCUUCCUUACUCCUGUAUCUCACCUGCUCAGGUAAGCCCAUCAGUGACAUCAUCAGUGACAUCAUCUAUGACAGUAAUGUCCCCAGGUUGACUCACACAUGUUCCAGCUAG